Blumeria graminis f. sp. triticale is the source of this 414-nucleotide messenger RNA. The record is from the annotation of a GenBank genome assembly. Lineage: Eukaryota; Fungi; Ascomycota; Leotiomycetes; Helotiales; Erysiphaceae.
AUGACUUUGAAUUCAAGUACUCAUCGGCCUACUUCCUUUGUUAUUACGGCGCUUGUGACUGCGUUUUGGUCAAACAGUAUCAUGUUUCACACGCAUCAAUCUUGGGAAAGAAGUGACAGAAGGGGCGACGAAGACGAAAUCCUUGCUUGUAGUAUCGCCUACGAGCCUCCAGAUUUUACUGCGGCAUCUACAGAGCUAACAUGGGGUCUAACACGAGGAUGGAGGGCCUCUAUUCUCGACGAUGCCACGGAAUCCUCCGCUACCAUAGACAACACAAUUUGGCCAGGCCAAUUUAUAGCAGAAACUCUCAGUCAAGUAUUUUCUAGUAUUCUAGCCGAAGCUCCAAUUUAUCAUGAGGUGCCACCAACGGAAUGGCUCAAAAGAGAGCUAAAAUGGCGGAAACCCUCUUUUUGA